AUGGAUCAAACUGCGAGUCCUGAAGACGAUAGCGUGUUCACCACCAUUUUUUUAACUGAUGAUUCGGUGGAUUCUGGAUCUACCAUAUCUGAUUUAAAACUCGACAGUGACGCGUUCGUGAUGAAUGCAGAUAUGGAAGUGAUUAACCCUGAGAAUGAAGUAGAAUUAGAAGAGAAGACACGACUGAUUAACCAAGUGUUGGAACUUCAGCACACUCUAGAAGAGCUGUCUGCACGUGUAGAUGCUGUAAAAGAAGAGAACCUUAAACUAAAGUCUGAAAAUCAAGUCCUUGGGCAAUAUAUAGAAAACCUCAUGUCAGCUUCUAGUGUUUUCCAGACAACAGACACAAAAAGCAAACGAAAGUAACAGCUAGUUGAUUUGAUCAUCAGAUUUUAAACUGUAUAUACAUGCUCGGUCUUAAAAUAUCUUCAUCUGCUUCAAUUUCUUAAAACAUUUGGCUAAUUAAAUUUGACUA
Hemiscyllium ocellatum (epaulette shark) is the source of this 475-nucleotide messenger RNA. Its product is annotated as short coiled-coil protein B-like. NCBI's taxonomy places the organism in Eukaryota, Metazoa, Chordata, Chondrichthyes, Orectolobiformes, Hemiscylliidae. The coding region runs from base 1 to 366 and encodes 121 amino acids. The record is from RefSeq and is a predicted model, not a curated record. Gene Ontology annotation, cellular component: trans-Golgi network. The transcript has a single exon.